Coregonus sp. 'balchen' is the source of this 5224-nucleotide messenger RNA. NCBI's taxonomy places the organism in Eukaryota, Metazoa, Chordata, Actinopteri, Salmoniformes, Salmonidae. The record is from the annotation of a GenBank genome assembly.
AUGCCAUCUUUUGUUGUAGGAGAUGAGAAGGGCCGCUGUUUCACCAUUGAGUAUGUGAUGCCCACCAACGUGCAGCUGACGUCUGAGUCUACAGUGAGUGUGCUGAGUAAGUGAAGAAGACUUGUCAUACGCUCAUCUCAGUCUCAUUUUCCUCUGUUCUGGGGACAUGCAUCAAGUGUCUCAGAGUAGGAGUGCUGAUUUAGGAUCAGUUUGACCUUUUUAGAUUACAAUGUAUAAGAUAACAUGGACAGGCGGAUCUGAUCUUAGAUCAGCAUUCCAAGCUGAGAUGCUUUAUGAAUACGGGCUCUGGUCCCUAGCACAAACACACCCGUUCUGUUGUGGUAGGGCACAUAGGUAGGGCCAAGAGUUUUUCCAGACUGUAUGACCUGGCAAGUCAUUAACUAUCCCAUAACCAGAGCCCAGAGUUUUUCCUGAUCAGAUCACAUGGUCUGGAAAAACUCCUGGCCUAACUCGUAGGCUGCCAGACAUACUGCUGUCUCUUUAGGCCUCAAGAUAUUUCUGUUCUCAAAAUCUAAAAAUAACUUUGACAUGAAUUGAGUGAUAGAUGAGGGGUAUGCUUAAGGAGAGGAAGAACAUGCUUCAACGUCAGUCCCCCAGGGUCCAUUCUGAUUAUGUCAAACAAAAUGCCUGAGUUUCAAUAGUAUGUCCUUCCUUUGACUAUAUUACUCACAAUUAUCAUAAUGAGUAAUAGUGAAUUAUAUGGACAAUGAUGCGAUACACAUACGUAUGUCAGACACAUAUGUCAUUCCCCCAGAGAGACCGAAGGUACUCAUGUAAUACAUGAUGUAUGCUUUGAAGCAUGGCAUAUGCCAGGGGUAGCUAGGCAACUAGAUUCAGCCACGGGACGAUUUUUGUCGGAGCGGAUGGUUAAUUAUAAUAAUUUGUAAAGUACAAAUUGACCACAACUAAGCCCAAAAAGAGAUUGUAUUUGAAAAUAACAAUGUCAUACCUUCAUUACAUUGAGACACGAUCACAUAUUUCUGUCUUCUUUUUUUGUGGGAAUACUUGGGAACAGAUUUAGUAAAUUAAACUCAUUUUAGCUGAAUUCCUGAUGAUUUCUAGUCUCUUUUGACCAAAAACCAAAACGUUUCUGUUACUGAAAAACUUUGGGGGGGCAAAUUAAAUUAAACGAGGGCUGAUUUUGGCCCGUGGGCCGCCUGUUGCCAACCCCUGCCGUAUUAUCAAUGUGUAAGAGAAAAUAUCCUUUAAAUCCAUACGGCACAGGCUUGGGAUGGACUGAAUGGAGUAGUGUUACAGUGGUCCCAACUGACACACAUCCACAGAAUCCACACAUCUCCCCCCAUAUAGAUGUAUGUUUGUGCUAUUCCUGACUUGCCCCUGAGGCAUGGCUCAUUCCACUCUAACAAGGGAUAUGGGGGGAGAUAUAUAAAAUGCAAGGGCGCAAUUUAUUUUGCGAGAGAUGCCCCUCAGGCCAAAUGCAGAUGGAUACACACUGUGGGCCAGCUAUCUAAAAUGCAGCGAGAGAGAGAGAGCGAUUCCUAUAAGGCCUAAAGUGAAGAAUAUGGGAGAGUGAAGAUUUACAAAACUCUGAAAGCAGUAACAAGACCUGUGGAGGAGUCUGUCUCUCUCACAAUUUCAAUUAUUUGCAAAGCCCAUAGAGCAGACCAAUAUAUACUACCAGACUCACUUCAGAAAUAUUUUGCUGAUUGGCCCUAUUCUCAUUCAAUUGUAGAUGUAAUGUCCCACGUUAGACGAUCACGUUUCCCCAUAUUUAAAGAUUUGAUUGAUCCAAUGGGAGCUCCUGCACUAUCCAGUAAUUUAAUCGCUGGAAAGCACAUACGACACUCAGGCUGUAGCAUUGACCUACCUCUUUACCCAGACAAUGCAAUUUGACCUAUGGUCUGCUCCUGCUUCAUAGCAUAGUUAUGUUGCUAUGGUUAAUGGAGAAUCCAGGGAGAAACCAUUCUCACAGUAGGGGUCCCAGCUCCAGCUCCUUAAGUAUAGAUGCCUGUGGAGACAUCCCAGGCAGUGGAACCACCCCCUGGUGUGUGCAAAUGGAAUGAGACCAGGCACUGGGGUAGCCAUAUUGCUCCUUGUUUUUCAGAGACCUCAAGAGAGAAAAAUAAUCAACUGUGGGAAGUUGGAAAAAAUGUACAAAACCAAUUUAACCAGGAAACGAAUCUAGUGUUUGCUGUAUGCCCCUCACUGCUUUAUGGUUAUUUUACUGAGUCAAUCAAAUCAUGUUGUGCUUUAUCUUAGUGGUUAGAAGACACAUUGAAUUGACACGUAUAUUCAAACUCUUCAUAGAACACCAAGACUCAUCACAAUAGAUGAAUUGACACGAAUGACUGAAUAAAUGAAUGAACGAACUAACGAACAGACGAAUAAACUACUAAGUGUAUCAUCCUUUCUGUAUCUCCUUCCCCUGUUCCAGAGAUGAUCCGUUCAGCCACUCCCUUCCCCCUGGUUAGUCUCUUCUUCUUGUUCAUCGGUUUUGUCCUGAGUAACAUCGGACACAUCCGGCCCCAUCACACCAUCCUGGCCUUCAUCUCCGGAAUCUUCUUCAUCCUCUCAGGUAAAUGACCUCAUAUCACUUCUGUGAAUGCAUUUAGUUGAAACAAGAAAUCCUUCACAUUAUUUACUGAGUGUAAGUGCCAGUUUCCUGGACACAGAUUAAACCUAGUCCUGGACUAAUAAACGAUUUCAAUGGAGAAUCUCCAUGGAAAAUGUGUGUUAGUCCUGGACUAGGUUUAAUCUGUGUCCAGGAAACUGGUUCAAUAUGGUUUAAUUUUAAAUCCCCAGGACACAUUCUUUGUUGUAUCAUCUAGUAGGGAAUCGCAUGCACAAUUAUUAUUGGCAAUACCAUAGAAUGCAGCUCUUGUUGCAUAGCAACAGGAAAUUGGGGUCCUGUAUCAGUGAUCAUGACUGCUGGCACACCAUGACAGCUAUACUAUUUAUUUAUAUUUCUAAUGUAAUGUUGCAUAUCAUAAACAUACUGGACAAGUACGUACAUGUAUCACCAUAGAAUUAGAACAUCCUGCUUAUCCAUCAGAAAUACAGAAGAAUCUGUAUUCUUCCUAUCAGUCUGUCUCUCUUUCUCUUAAACACACUCUCGUCUCUCUCUCUCUCUUCCCCCCCCAUCUCUCUCUCUCCAUCCCUCCUCUCUCUCUGCUAGGUCUGUCUCUGGUGGUGGGCCUGGUGUUGUACAUCUCCAGUAUUAAUGAUGAGAUGUUGAACAGGACCAAGACCAAUGAGGCCUACUUCAUCUACCAGUACGGCUGGUCCUUCGCCUUCGCUGCCAUCUCCUUCCUGCUCACUGAGGUAACUUCCUCCUUGCUUCUUCAUUACAUUGUAGGCCCAAUCCCAAAUCCACCCGCAUAGCCUAACCUACCCCUAGAGCCUAUGCAUUUUGCUUACACCUGUCAAUGUAGAGUACAUAGGGCAGCGUUUCCCAAACUCGCUCCUGGGGACCCCAAGGGGUGCACGUUUUGGUUUUUGCCCUAGCACUACACAGCUGAUUCAAAUCAUCAAAGCUUGAUGAUUAGUUGAUUAUUUGAAACACCUGUAUAGAGCUAGGAAAGAAAAAAACCAAAACGUGGGGUCCCGAGGACAGAGUUUGGGAAACUCUGACAUAGGGAAUGGGGUCUAGGGGUUGAUGUAGAUCAAAUCUUUUACGCAAUGAUACCCACAUUCUUAAGUCUGUUGAUACAGAUCAGCGGAAAUCUAGGUUGAUUGGGGAAUUAACUGCUCCUCAUUAGGCAUUCAUAGAAAGGCACAAGGCACAACCUUGCAGUUGUGAUAUAAUUUGUUGAAGAGGAUACUGUAUGUUAUCCUGCUCUCUUACUGUCAUCUAUCUCCAGACAGCCGGUGUCAUGUCCGUCUACCUGUUCAUGAAGCGCUACACGGCCGAGGAGAUGUACAGACCCCACCCGGGCUUAUACGAGCCGCGCCACAGCAACUGCUCCGACUACUCUGGUCAGUUCCUGCACCCGGACACCUGGGCCCAGCGCGGUCGCAGCCCCUCCAGCAUCUCCAGCGAAGCCUCGCUCCAGAUGAACCACUCCCUCCAUUCCAACUACCCAGCGCUCCUCAAGUGUCCCGAGAACAACCACAUGUCCUCCUCCCCAUGCUGAGGCCAAUGUGAAGCCCUGGAGCCUGGGCAGCGGGUUGCACACACAUCCCCAGGAAGGGAGAGUCUGGCUGGGUUGCUGAGUUGGUAGACUAGGUUGGUCGGUCUGGAAGAAGGCGAUUUGGGGGCUGAUGGGGAGGCGCCUAGGUUGCGUUUUGUGAGAGAGGGGUGGCGUAUCUUUUUCCACGUGUGUGACGGCCUCUUUUGAAGUCCUCUUGUAGUGCAGUUUUGACACAUUUGGGAGAUGGCGACCCCCAUAAACCGACCUUCCCUCUCUGGUUUUACUCAAUGUACAUUAGAAGUAGUGAUUCUCUAUCAGACCUAGUUCACCUUCGCCAUACAGUACUUUCUCCAUCUUGGUCAAUAGAGAAACCGAUAUCUCCCAGGUAACCCUCAUAGGACUUCUGUCAACUGUAUAACUUGUAAGAUAAUAUGAUAAUAUAAGUGGGGAGAUUGAAAGUGAAACGUUCUCUCUUUAUUAUUUUAUCUUGAUUCUAUUUAUUAUGACUAUGUGGUUAAAUCAUACUGCCAGAGAGCAGAAUGUUUAUUACAAGUAUUUGAUCAAUUAGAUUCUUUUUUCAUCGUCCAUCUCACGCUCAGCACUGUUGUACUGUUAAUGAAGACACAGAGAUAAAGUUGGUAUAUAUUUGAAUGGAAAGAAACCAGGAAGCUACUACUACGCCCAUGGAGUCCAAAUUGAGUCCCUGCAGAAUAACAGUAUGUACAUAAUGCAGUGAAAAGGAGGGAAUAAAGGGAUGAUGAAGCUAAAGGAGAAAGAAAAGAACGGAUAGUGUGUAGCCUCAAAACAUGGUUUGAUAGUCAUUGAGACCAUCAGAUAUGGAGAGCCAGUUUGAAUGUAAUGUUGCUGAUGAAGAAUGCAAAGUCGAUAUAAGCGAAUCAUGAUUUUGCUGUUAAUAGUGCACCAGGAACAUAUACCUGUACAAGAAUACUGCUCUUUGGCAAUGGAGUAAAUCACUGGAAACGUAAAAUGUAUAUGUAAAACAAGUUUUCUAUCAGAUUGCAUAUUCAUACAAAGUAUACAGUGACAUAGUCAGAUGCAAGCUGUUUGGCCUUGGUGUCUAGUGUGUAUCCCAAAUGGUACCCUAUUCCCUA